This is a messenger RNA of Prorocentrum cordatum, 2472 nucleotides long. Lineage: Eukaryota; Dinophyceae; Prorocentrales; Prorocentraceae. The record is from the annotation of a GenBank genome assembly.
AUGCUGAACUCCAUCCUCGCGGGGGACCUGCACGGCAAGGACCUCGCGCAGAGGCUGCAGGGCCUGCCGCUGGUGCCGCUGUGCGACGGCUCCGUGGAGGUCUUCCCCGCGCCCGGGGAGGCGCGGCGGCCCCUGUGGUGCGCCUUUCCAGCGCCGAUGGCGAGGCUCGGGGCAAGGCACAAGGCCGACAAGGCGCAGCAGGUGCUGGCCAGCGUGUGCCCGCACUCCACGCUCAACGUGGGCAUGCUCGGGCCCGCCGGCGCGGCCGUGCUGCAGCAGCACGCCGCGGAGCUGGGCAUCACGGACGUGGACGGCACCGCGCAGCUGGCCCGCGCGCUGCGCGAGGCCGCGCCGCGGCUGGUGCGCGCGGAGGCCCCGGCGCGGGACGCGCGGCCCGGCGAGGCGCUCGGGGGCCUCGCGAAGAGCGUGGUGGACGCGGCGGCCGCCGCGGUGAGCAGCAUGAUCGGCGCGGCGGAUGCGCGCGACGGGGCCCUCGCCAGCACCCUGGGGCUGGGCGACAACGAGCAGGCGGGCGGCACGCUGUGCGCGCUGUGGGAGUUCGUCGAGUCCACGCCGGAGGGCGUCGGCGCCGCCUUCUUCGAGCACUUCGAGGGCUUCUUCAUCCUCCCUGCCUGCGACGCGGGGGGCGCCCUCGUCAAGAGGCAGGUGCCGGCCGCGCCCUCGGCCUCGGCGCCUGCUGCGCCGGGCGGCUUCGCGCCGCCGCCGCGGGAGGCGCCGCGGCAGGGCGACGCCUCGUCGUCCACCCGCCCGGCCCCAGCGCCGCUGCGGCUGCUGCCGCUGGCCCGGGGCGACCCGAUCCUCGUGCCGCCGGCUGCCGGAGACGAGCGGCUGGCGCCGCUGCUGGAGGUGGUGGGGCAGAUCCUGCCGGACCGCUUCCUGGACACGGGGCACGGGGCGCUGUCCAGGCGCGCGGUGCAGCUGCUCGGCGAGAGUGGCAUCGCGCACCCCUUCAACUCCGCCUCUGUGCUCCUCGUCCUGGCAUCCGCAUCGCAGGGCCGCCAUGGCCUCGCCGUGGCGGCCAAGCGCUGCGGGCAGCUGCCGCCGGAGCACCGCGACCUGCUCUGCCAGAGGCUGGCCGCGGCCCUCUGCCAGCUGGUGGAGGCCGGCGGAGACUCGGCGGGGGACGCCGACGCGCGCGUGGCCGUGUUCUGCGGCCUGCCCAUGGUGCGCGCACAGAGCGGCGUCGUCUCGGAGGCCCCCGACGCCGCGGGCGGCGCGGCCGGGGGGCCGCAGGCGCAGCCGCACCGGUGCCUGGCAGACCUGACCGUCGUCGACGGCGGGCCUCUGACGCUGGCGGCGCCGCCGGGCCGCAUGUCCCUGUCCGGCGGCUUCGUGUUCCGGGAGUCGCCGGGCACGACCCAGGCCCUGGCGGACGCCGUGGUGCUGCCCGGCGUGCGGUCGUACCUGCAGUCCAGGGAGCGCUUCCUGACGACCACGGAGUGGAUGAUGCAGCACGUCGUGCCGCACCUGCGCGGCCUGGGGCCCGAGGACCAGGUCGCCGUGCUGGAGAGGCUGCUCCCCCUGCUGGACGUGGACCAGGCGAACUCGCACGCACUCGUGCCCGCCGAGGUGUUCGGCAUCACUGGCGACACCGCGCCCGCCCUGCCGAGGGCCUCGCAGCUGCACUUCCCCGCGAGGGCGCUGCCCGCCGCCGUGCGGCAGCAGCUGCGUCGGCUUGGCAUGCGCAGGAGCGCCAACGACGCGGCCUGCCUGGUUUUCCUGAUCCAGGAGCUGCGCAAGCUCCACCGCACGGUGGGGGGCGAGCGGUACGGGGAGCUCCAGCGGGACCUCCUGCAGCGCGUGGUGGAGUCCUGGAACCAGCUGCCGGGGGAGGCGCAGGCGGCCAUCCUGGACGAGGAGUUCGUGGACCUAUCGCCCGAGGCAGACGGCGGGGAGCUGCCCGAGACGGUGUUCGCGCUGCGGCCGUUCAGACUGCAGAGCGCGGGGCGUCUGUUCCGGCUCGGCGAGCUGGUGUCGCGCUCCGGCGACACGGACCCGUACCUGUGCUGGACCAGCCUGCCGCUGUGCCCACGGGGCUUCCCCGCCUUCCCCGGCUACAGGCGGCCCGCGCUGGACCACGUCAUCGCGCACGCCCGGGCGCUGGGGGAGAUCGCCGACGCCAGCUCGGUAUCCUGCCACCUCUGGGCGGCCGCCGUCUCCGCCGGCUCGCCCUCCCGCCCCCCGUCUGCGCCUUCCUGGCCGACAGCCAGCCCUUCGCCGGCGUGCUGGCGGCCGGCGCGGCCGCGGCCACCGCCGCGGCGGAGGGCCCCGCGGGCGAGCAGGCGGAGCAGCCGCCCAGCACGCCCGAGGACGGCGCGGUGGCGCAGGCGCGGGCGCGCAUCUGCUCCGCCCUGCGGCGCACGAAGUUCCUGGCCCUGCCGGCCGAGGACGCCGGCAGCGAGGACGGCCCCCACGUGCUGGUCGCGCCGUGGAGGAUCUCGGUGGUGCUGA